CCUCUCCUCUCCUCUCCUCUCCUCAAGGCUGUGCUCGACAGCUGGACUGAAUUCUCCUCUUCUGUUUCGUCUCUGCUGCACUUUUCAAACAUCUGUUCUGUGUCUGCUGCUGCUCUGUCUUAUCAAUUACGUCUCGUGUUUUAUUCCAUUCUAGCCGCAGUGCCUGUUCCCCCUUGGGAGUUGCAAUCCAUCGUGCCGUGCAGAAGGUGGUCUCGAAAGAUUACAGUAUUCCCCCAGCUCACCCCACAGCAUCAAUUCUUGCACCGUCAAUUCUCCAGGAGAUCCUACUCUUCCCACCCCCAGCUCAAGCCAACCCGUUGGCAGCAUCAUGGCAUCUGAGAUGCCGCUCCCAGUGCACAUCUCCCCAUAUGGCCCGCCUGCACAAGGCACCGGCAACGGCUCCGGCGGCCAGCCUUACCUCCCUCAACCCGAACAUUCCCAAGGAAGCCAGGAAGGUCAGACAACGAACCCAUAUCCUCAGUAUUCCUACGAUAUCCGACUCCGUUAUCCCCAAGAUACCACUCGUUCCUACCCUCCCCCACCAUCUCAGCAGCAAGGCCCACAGCUGCCGCCUAUGUCUGUCCCUGGGCAAAAUAAUGGGGACUAUGCUGCUCAGAGCAUGACCAUGGAUACUACGGGACAAAUUGCACCCGUUGGAGCCAAACCUCGAGUUACGGCUACGUUGUGGGAAGACGAAGGAACAUUGUGCUUUCAAGUCGAUGUCAAGGGAACCUGUGUUGCUAGACGAGAAGAUAACCACAUGAUCAAUGGAACCAAGCUCCUGAACGUAGCGGGCAUGACUCGCGGCAGGCGAGAUGGAAUUUUGAAAAGCGAGAAACAAAAACAUGUAGUUAAGAUCGGACCCAUGCACUUGAAAGGCGUCUGGAUCCCAUUCGAACGAGCUCUCGAUUUCGCUAACAAAGAGAAAAUCACCGAGAUGUUGUACCCCCUCUUCGUGCACAACAUUGGAGCCUUACUUUACCAUCCUAUCAAUAAAGGCUAUGCAGCGGCCGCCCAAAUCCCCAGAAGCCAGGGGUUACCACCGCCGAACAUGUCGGGGACGGGUGGUCAAGGUCCCGUGCCCGCUGGCCAGAGGUAUGAAUACGAUCAGUUUUGACAUGCUUGUUUAGAGGUUCAUAGUUGUUGAUGAGUGCUGAUAGAGCAACGGACAGGAUGGAAGGGUAUUGAUAUUCUUAAGCUGAAUGGAUGGUUGUGUGGCGUGGAGGUGUCACCCGCGACGAUGGAUAUGAUGCCUCCGUGGUGCGGGAGUUUGCUUGGAAUUUCAAGCUAGGUCUCCUUGAUGAUUGAUGUCUUGCUUUAGGUGUCUUUGAACUGGUGGAUCUCCGAAACAGCGAGGGAAUGGCGCAAAAUAUGUGGGAAUGGAUACCUUUUUCUUUCUUGACGGCAGCGCUUUGUCAUGGGACAUGAAUAUCAAUCUCAAAAUACCAUGAAAACACUGAUGC
This is a messenger RNA of Cadophora gregata, 1463 nucleotides long. RefSeq lists its product as uncharacterized. Lineage: Eukaryota; Fungi; Ascomycota; Leotiomycetes; Helotiales; Ploettnerulaceae. The record is from RefSeq and is a predicted model, not a curated record. The transcript has 4 exons. Gene Ontology annotation, molecular function: DNA-binding transcription factor activity; sequence-specific DNA binding. The coding region runs from base 329 to 1117 and encodes 262 amino acids. Gene Ontology annotation, biological process: positive regulation of transcription by RNA polymerase II. Gene Ontology annotation, cellular component: nucleus.